Tarenaya hassleriana is the source of this 615-nucleotide messenger RNA. Its product is annotated as B3 domain-containing protein At2g33720-like. The transcript has a single exon. The record is from RefSeq and is a predicted model, not a curated record. Bases 1 to 615 code for a protein of 204 amino acids. Lineage: Eukaryota; Viridiplantae; Streptophyta; Magnoliopsida; Brassicales; Cleomaceae. Gene Ontology annotation, molecular function: DNA binding.
AUGAAGAACCAUCAGGAAUCAUCCCCGAAAGCAGCCCUUGAUCCAGACACGUCCCCUGUGACCAAUCCGAAAGUCUCCUCGGCUGAUCCCUCCACCUCCCUCUGUUUGCUCGACGAAACCUGGCCAUUCCCUGACACUGCACAAGUCCCGGCGGUUUCUUCCCCCGCAAGAAACAUCAAGCCAUGGCUGAUGAGGGAUCCCUCGGAAAAGGAAAGCGCACAAGGGUUAUCCACCCAACUAUCUCUCUUCCUGGACCCAUGGAAGAUAAAGAAACACCUCACGAAGAGCGACAUCGGAAGUCAGUGCCGGCUCCUUCUGCCAACUAAGUCGGCAAUGGUUCACAUCCUGCCAUAUCUGACGGCCCAUGAAGCGGCUUUGCUCGAACAAGGGGGUGAAAUCUCGGUCAAAGUGCUCGACUUGGACAUUGAGCAAACGCACCGUCUUGUCCUGAAGAGAUGGGUCACUCGAAGCUACGUGUUCAUCGGCAAUUGGUACAAAGAGUUUGUGAGAAGAAGGAAUCUGAGAGAAGGAGAUGAGAUCGGUGCCUUCUGGGAUCCGUAUUCUUCCAGGUUGAUCUUCUGCAUCCUCGCUCGUGCCAAUCAGGAUCUCAAAUAG